This is a messenger RNA of Cucurbitaria berberidis CBS 394.84, 2454 nucleotides long. RefSeq lists its product as uncharacterized. Gene Ontology annotation, molecular function: DNA-binding transcription factor activity, RNA polymerase II-specific; zinc ion binding; transcription cis-regulatory region binding. Gene Ontology annotation, cellular component: nucleus. The coding region runs from base 1 to 2454 and encodes 817 amino acids. NCBI's taxonomy places the organism in Eukaryota, Fungi, Ascomycota, Dothideomycetes, Pleosporales, Cucurbitariaceae. The record is from RefSeq and is a predicted model, not a curated record. The transcript has 3 exons. Gene Ontology annotation, biological process: positive regulation of transcription by RNA polymerase II.
AUGGCCGCGACUGUCACUGUUCCAUCGCCUUCGCUCUUGCUGCGAUCGCCGGGCCCUACUCCACAAAUCAUCGCGACCGGGUCCAAGAUCGUGCCUCCACCACCUCCACCACCACAAGCACCACAAGCACCACUCUCUGCGAGCAAAGAGGCCCCGAAAGCGUCGCAAACCAAUGGCGUGGCCAAGAGGAAGCAGUCUAAGAGCCGUAAUGGAUGCAUUACCUGCAAAGCAAAGCGUUUGAAAUGCGACGAGACGAAACCCACCUGCCAGCAGUGUGCAAAACGGGCAGUGGCGUGCGGAGGCUACAAGAAGGACUUCAAAUGGCGCCCAUUCGAGGAACCCAAUAUCCCCGGGAAGCCACCUGCAAAGUCACGCAAAGCCUCACGCUCUCAGAAUGAUCUUUGGCAAUUCUCUGACAACAUAGACGGUGGAACUACCCCGACUUCCGCACCUUUCGACUUCCCUCACCCUGCCAGUUUUCACGAGCCUCAAUAUGCCUUCUCCAAUCAAGCCCAGACCGCCUACUAUCCGCCGACGCCCAUCUCAUACCCCGCCCUACAUGGCCUCCCACUACAAACAUCGUUUCCGUCGACAUCGUUCCCGCCAGGGCCCAUAUAUCCCGGCCAGCAGUCGUCAGCUUUCAACAUGGCCCCUCACUCGACUUCACCAGUCGAUUCCUAUCCGCCGAGCUCGCUCGGAGGACCACAAAGUUUGUUCAGAGAGGACAGCAUCAACACAAUGCAUACCAAGACUACUACGGCUUCAAGCGUAUCCUCUGGACAGUCGCCACGCCUUGUAGACCUUCUGUUACCAGGCACAAAUCUCAAUGUACCACCAGAGGAAUACUCGUCGUUUCUCUCCCGACAUGAAGCAUUCUACCAGCCCACUGGCCUGACCCCGCCGGCACCCAUGGACGAAGACAUCGAGGAGAUACCCCGCAGCGUCAACAUCGAUCCAGAAGCUUGGGUCAUGCGCUUACCCUCGCCAGCACCCUCAAGUUCCUCAGGCUCGUCCCCCGACUCGCCAGAUUUCAAGAUUCUGAGCCAACCGCAGUUCUCCCUUACUUCGCCAGAAUCCCUCACCCGGCGGUACGAUAGAGAUACGUGUGGCAUACUCUCCGUAAAAGAUGGUCCCACAGAGAAUCCAUGGCGAACCCUAGUGUGGCCCCUCACGCGCGACUGCCCGGCGCUUUAUCAUGCAAUCGCCUCCAUGACGUCGUUCCACCAGUCGACGGUAAUGCCCGCUCUGCGCAUCCAAGGGAUUGACCACAUGCGGAAUGCCGUUCAUGCAUUAGCGGCGGGGCUGCAAAACAUGCGAUUCGAUGCAGCCAUCUCGACAACACUUGUGCUCGCCUUCUCCGAAUCCUGGGACCAGCAUAUCAGCACAGGGAUCGACCAUAUCAAGGGCGCCAAAAUAUUGAUCAACCAGGCCCUUGUGCAACAUCGUCAAACGCCAAAGCUGGGCGAGGACUGGACUCGUCUGAAGUUUCUCUGCAACACCUGGAUUUAUAUGGACGUGAUCGCUCGUCUGACUUCUGCCGAUGAUGAUGAAUCAAACGACGUUGAUGCUGUUCAUGAAAGCAUCUACGCGACAGGCGAAACGGAGACGACUCUUGAUCCUCUAAUGGGAUGUGCAAACACACUGUUCCCCAUCAUAGGCCGCGUGGCAAACCUGGUCAGGAAAGUUCGAAGAUCGAAAAGUAACGGACCAAGCAUAAUAUCACAGGCAAUGCAGCUCAAGUCGCAAAUUGAGGAAUGGACGCCACCCUCAUUCAUUGUAGAUCCCGAAGAUGAGACAACCAGCCCGCAUGAUUCUGUCAAGACUGCCGUUGCAUAUCAGUAUGCAACACUGCUCUACUUGCAUCAGGCCGUUCCCGAAAUACCAUCGCAGUCAGCAAGCGUCCUUGCCAAGAGGGCACUUUGCGAAUUGGCUACUGUUGAGCCACGCUCUCGCUCCGUCAUUGUGCACAUUUACCCUCUCAUGGCUGCAGGCUGCGAAGUAAUGGAUCAGGAAGACCGCAACUGGGUCAAAGAACGCUGGGGCCUCAUGUCAUCGCGGAUGAAACUCGGCAUCCUAGAAAAAUGCUUAGAAGUUACCAAGGAGGUUUGGGCACGCCGCGAUGCCAACGCAGCCGAGCGAACGGUCAUGGACAGUAUGCGGGACGAUAGCUUCUCGCCCGAUCCACCGCUCAAACGUGAUUUCGAAGCAUUCUUCGAAGACUUCGAACCUGAUAGCGAAUUCUGCUGGCCUGAUGGAGGGUCUAAGCGUAGGGCGCUUGAUGCCAAGUCAGCCCAUACAAUUCCACUGUCUAUUCCGGUUCCAGAGGAAUCAGCUAGAAAGACGCAAACCUCGAAUUCGAGCAUGGAAAACUUGGACUAUGACCUUACAGUCAAAGGCCGGUUGCACUGGCUGGGCGUGAUGAAGGAUUGGAACUGGGAAGUGCUCCUUGGAUAA